AUGGAUUAUCGAGGCGUCCUCAUCUUGGUCGACGGUUACAUGAAGUCCAGCUGGGGUUGUGUUUCUAUGGCUAACGCGGAGGAAUACAUUGAUGAAACAAACACUGGAGCUUUGGCAGAAAUUUUAAUAAGAUCUCGAUCGACCAGUCCAAAAAAGAGAAGUCCUCGCCGACAUCAAUCAAAAGAUCAAAGCAAGAGCCGAUCUCCAAAAAAGCCACAUCAGAAAGAUCUCGAUCGUGGGGAGAUUGCGACCGCUCACCAAAAAGGCGAAGGCCAUCACCAUCUCCUAAGCGUAAAGCUUCUCCAGAAAGACGAAGACGAUCUCGAUCACCAAAGCGUCAUGCCAGUCUUGCACGGCGGCAACCCAGAUAAAUCGGGCGAGCAAUUUCAACGAUUGAAUUGGGAGCGUCUGAAGAAAAAGAUCCACGGUCUCGUCAAUAAAGUCAACGCCAGCAAUCUUGUCGGAAUUGUGCGAGAGCUUCUUCAGGAAAACAUGAUUCGCGGAAAGGGGCAUAUU
Messenger RNA from Mesorhabditis belari, 516 nucleotides. The record is from the annotation of a GenBank genome assembly. Lineage: Eukaryota; Metazoa; Nematoda; Chromadorea; Rhabditida; Rhabditidae.